GGAAAAGAGAGAGAAGAAGGAGGAAUAUGUUGUAUGAAGCAGAAAGUGUAAUCAGACAAGAACUGAGAGCCUCUUAUCUCAACAAAUACAUGAAACAACGGAUACAGGCUACACAAAGGAUUCGUCAACUCUUCAUCCAAGGAAUUAGCCUCACAUCUUACAUCAACAAAGAGAUGUUCAAGGUUAAGAAUAAUGCAUACCACCAAUCCAACAACUCACAAAUCAACAAUUAUCCUGUUCCUCCUACAAGGCCAGAACGCGGCAACAUUACGGUUAGUGAUUCAAAGUCUGCAAUCAAAAUGGUGGGCUGCGAUGAUGAGUUCAACACCAUAAUGGACAACCUGAGCCAUCAAUCCUCAAAACGAGAAAUUGUCUCAAUUGUGGGAAUGGGUGGCAUCGGUAAAACCACCUUAGCUAGAAAGAUUUAUGAAGAUUCUUCGUUCAUUUCUUGCUUUGAUUGUCGAGCUUGGGUUACUAUCUCACAGGACUAUAAUCCAACACAAGUGUUCCAAUGCCUGCUUCGUUGUCUUGCCCCAGGGGCCAGUCACACCAACGGAGCUAGCAACUACGAAUUGGCUGAGCAAGUAUACAAGCUUCUAAAACAUCGAAGGUAUUUGAUCGUAGUAGAUGAUAUUUGGAAUACAGAUUUCUGGGAUGAUUUAAUGAGAUGUUUUCAGGAUGACAAUAAUGGAAGUCGAUUAUUGUUGCCCACUCAGCAAAAAAAUGUGGCUGAAUAUGCUGAUUUAGGUAAUAAUUUUUGCCAUACCUUGCCUCUUUUGGAUUCAAAUGAAAGUUGGAAUCUUUUUCAGAGCAAGAUGUAUAAGAGAUCAAUAACUCUACUGUCCACUGAAUUUGAAAAAAUUGGUAGAAAGAUAGUAUACAAGUGCAAAGGGUUACCGCUUGCACUUAUUGUGGUUGCUGGACUCCUGUCAAACUCCAACCAAACUAUUCAUGAAUGGGAGCAUAUUGCAAAAUGUGUCCCUGCUUUGAGUUUAGAUCAUUCUAAUCAGCAGGAAGAUUAUAAGGUUUAUGAACAUAUGAUGGUUGAUUUUUGGGUUUCAGAGGGAUUUCUAAAGGUUUUGAGGUCUGGUGAGAGCUUGGAUGGUGUGGCAAGGAGGAACUUUCAAGAUCUUGUGGAUAGAAAACUUCUAAUUUGUGGAGAGACAAAUGAGAGAUCCUAUCAGAUGCAUGAUGUCUUGCGUGAAUUGACUUUGAGAGAAGCCCAAAAAGAAAAUCUCUUAUGUUUCAAGAAGGGUUAUGAUAUAAUUAGUUUGAGGUGGAAGAGAAAUCAAUCAAUAAACUCUUCCCAUAUAUCUCAACCAUGGAGCAUCCAAUCAAGAAUUUGCAGGUACAGCAGUAUAACUCCUACUACCAACACUUCUUCACUGAUUGAACAGUAUGGUUUUCGCAGGACUUCAAGACGGGUGGGGGUGCAUGCACAUUUUAAGGGCAUUGGAUGUAUUUAG
Molecule: messenger RNA, 1466 nt
Organism: Ipomoea nil (Japanese morning glory)
Lineage: Eukaryota; Viridiplantae; Streptophyta; Magnoliopsida; Solanales; Convolvulaceae
Product: putative late blight resistance protein homolog R1A-3
Exons: 4
Coding region: 27-1466 (479 amino acids)
Biological process (GO): defense response to other organism
Molecular function (GO): ADP binding
Source: RefSeq, a predicted model, not a curated record